This is a messenger RNA of Asterias rubens (European starfish), 852 nucleotides long. RefSeq names its product lathosterol oxidase-like. Gene Ontology annotation, molecular function: iron ion binding; oxidoreductase activity. The record is from RefSeq and is a predicted model, not a curated record. The transcript is spliced from 3 exons. Gene Ontology annotation, biological process: lipid biosynthetic process. Lineage: Eukaryota; Metazoa; Echinodermata; Asteroidea; Forcipulatida; Asteriidae. The coding region runs from base 1 to 852 and encodes 283 amino acids.
AUGGAUCUGGCUGUGAACUUUUUGGAUCGACACCUCUUCACUAAGUACAGUAUUUAUCCAAACGACUGGAGCGAAGACUACUGGCUACGCCAGUGUAUCACGGUGUAUCUCUUCUUGUACGUCGGUGCCAUGUUGAGUUAUUUUACUCUAUGCACCGUCAAUUUUGUCUUCAUUUUUGAUCACAAAUUGAUGGAGCACUCGCUGUUUCUGAAGAACCAAAUCCCCCGCGAGAUCAAGCAAUCUGUUACAGGGGGUUGUGUACACGUGUUCUAUGCAUUAUUCAUUGUCGUCCCCGAGGUACGAGGUUGUGGAAAGUUGUACACGCUUGAGGAAGUUCAAGCCGAAGGAUUUGAAGGAAUGUUGUUGAUCAUACGUGACGUCAUCGGAUUGAUACUAUUCAGCGACUGUUUGAUCUACUGGAUUCAUCGCUUGUUACACCAUCGUUUCAUCUACCGCCACGUCCACAAGCAGCACCAUGUUUGGAAGAUACCCACGCCCUUCGCGAGUUAUGCCUUUCACCCAUUGGACGGUUUCCUGCAGAGCUUACCCUAUCACGUGUACCCAUUCAUCUUCCCGCUCAACAAGCACGCCUACCUGGUGCUGUUCUUCCUGGUGAACGUGUGGACCAUCAGUAUCCACGACGGUGACUACCGGGUACCUGCCAUUCUCAGACCGUUCAUCAAUGGCUCGGCACACCACACCGAUCACCAUCUGUUUUACAAUUACAACUACGGCCAGUACUUCACGUUGUGGGAUCGUAUCGGUUGCUCAUACAGGACACCAUCCGUUUUGGAGGAAGAGGCGGGAAAGAUACCGAGCAAGGUUAAACAAAUUAAAAAACACACAAACUGA